Messenger RNA from Leptopilina boulardi, 778 nucleotides. RefSeq names its product GSK3-beta interaction protein. The transcript has a single exon. Bases 333 to 698 code for a protein of 121 amino acids. Gene Ontology annotation, molecular function: protein kinase A binding; kinase regulator activity. Gene Ontology annotation, biological process: regulation of canonical Wnt signaling pathway. NCBI's taxonomy places the organism in Eukaryota, Metazoa, Arthropoda, Insecta, Hymenoptera, Figitidae. The record is from RefSeq and is a predicted model, not a curated record. Gene Ontology annotation, cellular component: cytoplasm.
UCACUAGAUGGCAAACAUUGUCCAAGGAAGAAGUUUACAAUUUACUUGUACAUGUGCUUGUUUUUUUUUGUAUACACACAACAUAGUUUUAACAUAUUAAAUAUUUUCAUUUUCAUUUUUAGAACACACACAAGCAUAGCGCCUUGGCGCCAAAGUUAUAUAGAAAAAUAUUCAUUUCUGUGUAUAAAUAAUUAUUGCAAAUACCAUUUGCAAUGAUUGCCAAGCAACUAAUGUAAUGUGAGCCAAAAUUGUGAUGAACAUGGUGAGAAAAGAGAACAGUAAUUUUUGGAUCUUACGAAAUUUAUCAUAGAGAAGAAUAUUGAAAAAGAAAAAUGAAUACUGAUAAUGAGGAACGUAUUUUGGAUGCAGAACAAUGGAAAUUAGAAGCGGAAUCUGUCAUAAAUGAUGUGAAAAAUCAUGUACAAAAUUUUGUAUUAUCCGAAAAAUUACUAAGUACAAAUUCGGCAAUUUUUUUAAAUCUCACAACACUUGAGAAUUUAAAAUUUUGCAUUAAAUUAACAGCAGCCGGAUUCACUAUUAUUGGCAAUCAACAUGACGAUACAUCCAAUAAUGAAAAUAUGUAUUUCGAAACACCUUACAGUUUACUUGAUUUUGUCAGUCCACAAUAUAGAAAUUCUUUCGGGAAUUCUUUAUUAAAUAAAUUAAAUCAACUUAAAGAAAAUCAAACUGACAUUUAAAAAAAAAACUUAACCCCCUAAAUAUUGUAUUUAUAAGUUUUAUAUUUUAUAAUAAAUUCAAUAAAAAAGAAUUCAAUAGA